Triplophysa rosa is the source of this 1232-nucleotide messenger RNA. Its product is annotated as pecanex-like protein 3. Bases 1 to 1068 code for a protein of 355 amino acids. The transcript is spliced from 9 exons. Lineage: Eukaryota; Metazoa; Chordata; Actinopteri; Cypriniformes; Nemacheilidae. The record is from RefSeq and is a predicted model, not a curated record.
AUGGGACUGGCUGGGAGGGACAGUCACAGCAGGGACCAGGGGGCGUUCGCCACCACAAGCCCCCUGUCAUCAGUCUACAGUCUCAUUCGCAGUGUGUUGGUGGCAGCUCUGGUUUAUGGAUUUUCCCUUGGUGCAAUUUAUGCUCCAUGGGGAGAGGCGCAUGUGCCUGUGCUCUUCUCUGUGUUCUGCGGACUCCUCCUAGCAUUGUCGUAUCAUCUAAGCAGGCAGAGCAGCGACCCCACCAUCCUCUGGUCUCUGGUUCGAUCCAAGUUUUUCCCAGAGCUGGAGAGCCGGACGCCAGAAGAGCCCCCACUAGAGAUUAAAGACCCUCUUCCAGAGAAACUGCGCAACUCUGUGAAAGAGACGCUUCAUUCCGACCUAGUCAUGUGUCCUCUUAUGGCUAUCAUCACCUUUGCCAUCAGUGCCAGUACUGUCUUCAUUGCUCUGCAGCCUGCUCUCAGUUUUGUCCUCUACAUCUUGGCUGGGGUGGUGGGCUUCUUCACGCACUACCUCCUGCCACAACUCCGCAAACAGCUGCCGUGGUUCUGCUUGGCCCACCCUGUGCUGCGCUCUCGAGAGUACAGCCAGUUUGAGGUUCGAGAUGCCGCUCAGCUGAUGUGGUUUGAGAAGCUGUACGCCUGGCUGCAGUGCGUGGAGAAGUAUUUCAUUUACCCGGCUGUAGUGCUUAACUCCCUGACCACCGAAGCUCACACUGUCAGCCAAAACCCGGAUAAACCUGGCGCCUAUGGCCGUGCUCUGUUCAUCUCAGUGGCUGGAAUGAAGCUGCUUCGUUCGUCAUUUUGUGUCCCGUCUCAGCAGUACGUCACCCUGUGCUUCACCGCGCUCUUCUUCCAAUUCGACUACCCUCACUUUUCACAGACCUUUCUCCUCGACUACUACUGCAUGUCCAUCCUCUUCAGCAAGCUGUGGGAUCUGCUGUAUAAGCUUCGCUUCGUGUUGACCUACAUUGCACCUUGGCAAAUCACGUGGGGUUCUGCGUUCCACGCCUUCGCUCAGCCAUUCGCUGUUCCUCGUAUCCUUACUCGCGUUAUUCUCAAGCUGGUCUAAAUGCUGAAGUUUACUUUAUUUUUAAUAUAUCCCUUAAGAAACUCUUUUAUAGCACAGCAUUGCACUGCACUAAGCUACAGUUCACUCGAUGUUCCUCUACUCCCUUUGGUGGUGUUCACACUAGGUUUGAUCAAUUGUGAUUUCACCCCCCAGGUCUCCUUUCA